Molecule: messenger RNA, 718 nt
Organism: Cuscuta campestris
Lineage: Eukaryota; Viridiplantae; Streptophyta; Magnoliopsida; Solanales; Convolvulaceae
Source: the annotation of a GenBank genome assembly
GAACUUACAAUAUUCUCCCUCCACCAUUAAUUACCUCUCCUCCUCCUCUUCUUUAUUUUCCCCCCUUUUGUUUUCUUGGUAUAUAUAAAUACAUGGAGUUGUUCAGCCCAAAGAUAACAAUUACUGCAAAAUUAAUGCUUCUUCUCCUUUUUCUUCUCCUCUCUCUCUCAACCAUCAUCAAUCAACCUCCUCUUGCUUUGGAUGAACUCGGAACGCCAUUGGGUGCGGCGGUGGAGGUGGGUUCUUAUUUCCAGACGAAUCAAACAAGAUCACACAUGACUAUUUUUAGACUUACACAUUGAGAGAAUUUGAUGAGUCAAAGUGCUUAGAUGAACAGUUCCAAAAGUCAAAAGUGGACAAACACUCAGGGACGGACCAAAUUCUAACAAUGUAUCUGCAGCAGAAGAAAACGGUGAAGGGAAGGGACAGGACGCCGCCAGCAACCGCCACCGGUGGUGGCGGUUCGAGGAGGCUGUUGAGCGGGCCGGGUUCAUUUCCGCCACGAUGUACCUCGAAAUGCGGGAGAUGCGUGCCGUGCAAGCCGGUGCACGUGCCCGUGCCGCCCGGAACGCCGGUCACGGCGGAGUACUACCCCGAAGCUUGGAGGUGCAAAUGUGGGAACAAGUAUUACAUGCCCUAGUUAGUUAAUUGCUCCAUGGCCAUCUAUCCCUUUAAACAUAUUUUUGAAAAAAAACUAUAAUAUAUAGGUGCUGGGUAU